CUGAGUACAACUGUGUCAAUUUAGGUGUAGGAAUGAAGCUCGUGCUUUCAGAGUUUAUAGUGGAUAUCAAGGCGGAUUUAGGCGGUCCAUAGCAACCUACUGACCUGAGUUUUGCUGAGCGCAUUAUUUGACUGCGAAUAGCCUAGGCUUACAUGACAUUUUAUGGAAUUUCUACAUUUUGAAUAUGACUAGGCCUAUAGUUAACUUUAUUUCACAUUCAUUAAUUUGCAAGUAUGUAUUUAUGGUAGGCUAUUUAAAGCUCUGAGCACAUCAUGGACACCAAUAGAAAGUGGCAGGAGAUGACUUUCAGCAGAAUGCCUAUUACAACUAUACUUGAAAGGGCACGCACCUCAAACUGUGACAGCAGCGCGCAAAAUGAAACUAUUUUGACAGUGUGUUUCCGGUGUCCUGGAACGCACCCUGUCUGGUUGCCGGGCAGAUUAGCUUGUUGGGAGAUCGAUGUUCACCCGCACCUGUAUCCCAUCAGUAAUCUGCACACCUGUCCUGAUCAUCACCUCUCCCCUUCAAAAGCUCUGACCUGACAUCCAUUCCCUGCCGGAUCGUUAGCCAUGAACAGUAUGUUGUGCCAUAGUAUCAGCCUCAAGUUGGAUAGAAUUUGUUUUGUUGUUUUGUACGUCUAGCUUGCCUUCAACUUACCUCCGUUUGUUCUGUCUUCAGUUACUCACCCGGAUCAUUUACCCCAUUCCCGCCUGGUCAUCAGAGGAUUCCGCUUUCCCAUUGGAUCCACCUAUUUACUCCCAUCAACUCACCACCGCUGCCCGCUACGCCACCUGGAUGUAUCUACCCACUCACAUUCACUUUGACAUCGAUCUGUGUCCAUGAUGCGCUGCCUCGUUCAGAAGAAAACAUACCUCGUCAUUUUAUCUCCACUGCUACUGUUCGCCCUCCUCCGCUACUGGACUCGAAGGGCCACCACCACUGUUGACUUGGGACCAGGCCAGAGCUACAAGGCACAGAAGGUUCUGAAGGAGAGGCUGCAAAAUGUCCAGAAUAGUUAUGACAAUAUCCCAUAUGUCCUGAAGGAAAGUGUGGCAGGGCGUCUGGCACUGAACGUGUGUGUGUGUGAGGCAGAUAAGAAGCCUGCCAUCGACCUGCCUUUUGCCCAAGUGCUGUUCCCCCGUGUCUGGGCCCAGGAUGACUUCCACACAGCCUUCCAGGAGGCAGAGCUGGCUCAGGUGAAAAGUCGCAGGCAGCAGGAGUACAACAGCUUCCAGCAGAGGUACCAGACUCCCGCAGACCUCCUUGUUAUAGCAGAAGCCAACAGUCCCCUACAGUACCCUACCCAGGGGGUGGAGGUUCGCCCUCUCAAGACUAUCGUUAUUCCUGGGUUGGGUCUGAAAGAAAAGCAUAGACAACUUCAUACAGUGAAUCUGACUGCUACCCUGGGGACAUUUGAUGUUUUAGCCACCGUAGACGGGGUCUCCAUUAGAGGACAGGGAGUGAUGCACAUGACUUUGUCCAGUAGACUCCUCUCCACUCUGAACAGACAGCUACAGUUUGUCACCUAUACCAACACCUUGUUCCACCCUAGGACGGCUGACACAGUGCAGUUUGAGACUGAUGGACACCAGUCCGUUUUUACCAUAAAGGUUGGACAUGCUGUUAUUCCCAAGCUCUAUCACUCAGGUUACACUGGAGAAUACAGCAUAAGCUCACUUGUCACCAUAGCUACCAAGACAUUUCUGCGUUAUGACAAACUGCAGGAUCUGAUUGACAGCAUACGGAAGUUCUAUCCCACCGUCACCAUAGUGAUAGCAGAUGACAACGAGCACCCCCAGCCAGUGAUGGGUCCACACAUUGAACAUUACAUUAUGCCGUUUGGGAAGGGUUGGUUUGCAGGGAGGAAUCUGGCUGUCUCUCAGGUGACCACCAAGUAUGUGCUGUGGGUGGACGAUGACUUCCUCUUCACCUCCAACACCAGGCUGGAGAAUAUGGUGGAGAUCCUGGAGAAGACCACCCUGGACAUGGUGGGUGGUGCUGUGAGAGAAGCUACAGGCUACACUGCUACUUACCGCCACACCAUCUCAGUGGAGGAAGGGGGUGAGGAGGGGGACUGUAUACACAUCAGAAAUGGAUACCAUCAUGUCAUUGAGGGCUUUCCUAACUGUGUCCUAGCCGACGCUGUUAUCAACUUCUUCAUGGGGAGGACAGACAAGAUGCAGCAAGUGGGAUUCGAUCCUCGUCUGAACCGUGUGGCUCAUCUAGAGUUCUUCAUCGACGGGCUUGGGAUCCUCCACAUAGCUUCCUGUGAUGACAUCAUCAUAAACCAUGCAUCUAAGAUCAAGUUGCCAUGGGGCAAGUCGCAGAGUGAGAAGGCCUACGUCAAGUUCCGCUACUCCUCAUCGGAUGCUGUCCAAAUCAAAAAUGCCCUUUUUUACUUCAAGAACAGACUCAAAUGCAUGUCUAGUAACUGAAACAGGCUCUACAAGCUAUCACUUGAGGUUUUAAAACUGAGGUUUUUAUUUUUGUUACACUGAGCAGCCAUUUUUUUGUCAUCACCAACAGAGGUGUCAUGCCCAUAGGGGGCAUGUUCCCCCCUCGGAUUAUAUUUUGUGUAUGUAAUUGUCGUUUCUCUGUAAUACUACUAGCCACCAAUGAUUAUGAAGUUGGCUUUAGCUAAUUCAGAUUGGGAACCUCUCCCCCAACCUCAUAACUAGCUAACAAUGAGAAGCCAUUUCAGGAUAUCAAUCAAGCUAGAGUAGCUGGCAUGCCUGCUGACAAGGUUCGUAUACUUUAGAAAAGAACGCAAUAACUAAAUGCACUGAAUAAGACUCAUAUUCCUUUCAAUCUUUUACCCGGGUUUUAGCAGAGAUUCGGAGAAUAAUAUUUAUCACCAGUCAGGAGGAUACAGAGGCUCAAGAGGGUAUGCUAAGUAACCAGUCAAAUAUACAUAUUUUUUAGAUAUAUGAAGCGUAAUGAUUAUAGAUGGCAGGAAAAAGCUGUUUCGGGUUUUAAGAACAAAUGUAAAAUCUCCAACUCCCGGGCGAGGGACAUAAACACCCCCCCCCUUUGCCAUUCCAAAUAAAAUGUAAUCGUUUUUGCUUAUAUCAUCAAAAAAAAAAAAAAAACAGGUAGCUAGGUGUAGACAAGACCAUAAGCAAAUAGGCAAACUGGGAUAUGUUUUUUACAUGUUCUUAUUUUACUACUUCUGUUAGCAAACAGAACAGAACUAACAGUGGUGUAAAGUACUUAAGUAAAAAUACUUUAAAGUACUACUUAAGUUGUUUUUUGGUGUAUCUGUACUUUACUAAUGAUAUUUUUGACUACAUUCGUUAAGAAAAUAUUGUACUUUUUACUUCAUACAUUUUCCUUGACAUCCAAAAGUACUUGUUACAUUUUGAAUUCUUAGCAGGACAGAAAAAUGGUCCAAUUCACUGCCUCUGAUCUGGCGGAUUAACUAAACACACAUGCUUCGUUUGUAAAUUAUGUUUAAGUGUUGGAACGUGCCCCUGGAUAUUCAUAAAUUAAUUAAAAACUAGAAAAUUUGCUUUACUUAAUAUAAGGAAUUUGAAAUGAUUUAUACUUUUUCUUUUACUUUAUUUUAGCAAUUACAUUUACUUUUGAUAACUAAGUAUAUUUUAAACCAAAUACUUUGAUUUUUACUCAAGUAGAAUUUUACUGUGUGUCUUUUACUUGAGUCAUUUUGUAUUAAGGUAUCAUUACUUUUAGUAACGUAUUGGGUACUUUUUCCACCACGGCAAACAGAAAGGGUGCAUAUUGCUCACGAGUAUAAUUCAUUUGCCCUCCUGGUGACCUGGGUGUAAUUAUGAGAGCCUUCCUUAACCCUUUAGAAGUCCCACCUAGUUGACUGCUUUUAAAAUGGCGGAAGCACUCAAGGGCAAAGUCCAUGCCAAAACAGGUUUUAUCAAUCUAGAGUCCUCUAACUAUGGUAUUAACAGACUGUGCCAAAGUGUGAGUCAUGCCAUAGUACUGAAGUGUAAGGUCUUCUCCCUCCUGAUUACUUUAAUUACCUGACUUAAACCCUCUUGCUCUUUGAGGAGCAUAUGAUAUCCUCCCACUCUACUACUCUGGACAAAGUUAUCACUGUUCAAUGUUUACGUGGCAAACCUGUCCAUCAUGGGGUUUGCCAAAUUAAUGGGGCGGCAGGUAGCCUAGUGGUUAGAGUCUAGUGUUUAGAGCGUCGGACCAGUAACUGAAAGGUUGCUAGAUUGAAUCCCGAGGUGGCAAGAUAAAGAAAACUGUCGUUCUGCCCCCGAACAAGGCAGUUAACCCACUGUUCCUAGGCCAUCAUUGUAAAUAAGAAUUUGUUCUUAACUGACUUCCCUAGUUUAAUAAAACAUCAUGGUCUGUUUAUGGCUCCCUAUAUAGUGCACUGCUUUUGUAUAGGAAAUACUGUGCUAUUUGGGACAAACAUCUUUUCAUCUAGCUGCUGCUCUUCCAACCAAUCAAAGACUUACUUCCUUUGAAAUGAAAUGUAGGUUUACCUAUAAUAUGCUUUCCUAUUUUUGCACUCUUCAUGAAAAACAUUUUGAUUGAUGAAUUUCAUUAACUUGCUGUCUUUUUUUAUACAAAGAACUGUAAUGAUCUGUUUGUAUUGCAUAAUCAUGGACACCUACCAGAGCAUGAUGUCCUGCCAAUGUAAUAAUGAUAAAGCCAGGCAGGUCACCCAUGAUACAAGUAUUCAACGUGAUAUAGAUGAAUGUAUUCUCUUCAUGAUGAAUUCAAGCAGUCAUACUUUUUGUAUUAUUUUGCAUGAAUGUUAGUGAGACUGUGUGAUAUCUCGUUACAUGCUGCCAUUAUACUAUUUACUAAUAUAUAUUUGCUGUUAUACUAUAUAUACACUAUUUGACCACAAGGUGGAACCAGAGACCUGAAUAAUGAUUGUCUAUAGAAAUCUAGUACUGUUUUGUCCCUAAUGUCAAGUUCAGUUUUCUACAGUUAUAUUAUGAAAAUGUAUUUUUUGUAUUAUUAAAAUGUAAUGGUUAAGAUUAUG
Messenger RNA from Oncorhynchus kisutch (coho salmon), 4975 nucleotides. Its product is annotated as beta-1,4 N-acetylgalactosaminyltransferase 1. The coding region runs from base 840 to 2435 and encodes 531 amino acids. The transcript is spliced from 12 exons. NCBI's taxonomy places the organism in Eukaryota, Metazoa, Chordata, Actinopteri, Salmoniformes, Salmonidae. The record is from RefSeq and is a predicted model, not a curated record. Gene Ontology annotation, biological process: ganglioside biosynthetic process. Gene Ontology annotation, molecular function: acetylgalactosaminyltransferase activity. Gene Ontology annotation, cellular component: Golgi membrane.